CGAGUGCGGGCCGCAGCCAAUGGGCGUGCCGCUACCCCGCUCUUUAGCAGCAGGUCGGGGGCUGUGGAAGAGCGAGUGAGAGCGCGACGGUGGCGGAGCCCUCACUGGACCGUCAGGAGGAAAGGGAGGCCCGAGCCUCUGCGUCUAGUAUAACAGAGUACCUAAGUGCUGAGGUGCUGAGGCAACUUGGAGCAGAGAAGUAAUCUGAGUGGUGUGGAGUUAAUCAGGGAAGGUUUCCUGGAAGAGGAUCAGAAUGGUUUCAAUCCCAGAAUACUAUGAAGGCAAGAAUAUCCUUCUCACUGGAGCUACUGGUUUCCUAGGGAAGGUACUUCUGGAAAAGUUGCUGAGGUCUUGCCCUAAGGUGAAUUCAGUGUAUGUUUUGGUGCGACAGAAAGCUGGACAGACACCAAAGGAGCGAGUAGAAGAAGCUAUUAGUGGCAAGCUUUUUGACAGAUUGAGAGAUGAAAAUCCAGAUUUUAGGGAGAAAAUUAUAGCAAUCAACAGUGAACUUACCCAACCUAAACUGGCUCUUAGUGAGGAAGAUAAAAAGAUCAUCAUAGAUUCUACCAAUAUUAUAUUCCACUGUGCAGCUACAGUAAGGUUUAAUGAAAAUUUAAGAGAUGCUGUGCAGUUAAAUGUGAUUGCUACACGACAGCUUAUUCUGCUUGCACAACAGAUGAAGAAUCUGGAAGUGUUUAUGCAUGUAUCGACAGCAUAUGCCUACUGCAAUCGAAAGCAUAUUGAUGAAGUAGUCUAUCCACCCCCUGUGGAUCCCCAAAAGCUGAUUAAUUCUUUAGAGUGGAUGGAUGAUGGCCUGGUAAAUGAUAUCACACCAAAACUGAUAGGAGACAGACCUAAUACAUACAUAUACACAAAAGCAUUGGCAGAAUAUGUUGUACAACAAGAAGGAGCAAAGCUAAAUGUGGCGAUCGUAAGGCCAUCAAUUGUUGGUGCCAGUUGGAAAGAACCUUUUCCAGGAUGGAUUGAUAACUUUAAUGGACCAAGUGGUCUCUUUAUUGCGGCAGGGAAAGGAAUUCUUCGAACAAUGCGUGCCUCCAACAAUGCCCUUGCAGAUCUUGUUCCUGUAGAUGUAGUUGUCAACACGAGUCUUGCAGCAGCCUGGUAUUCCGGAGUUAAUAGACCAAGAAACAUCAUGGUGUAUAACUGUACAACAGGCAGCACUAAUCCUUUCCACUGGGGUGAAGUUGAAUACCAUGUAAUUUCCACUUUCAAGAGGAAUCCUCUCGAACAGGCCUUCAGACGGCCCAAUGUAAAUCUAACCUCCAAUCACCUUUUAUAUCAUUACUGGAUUGCUGUAAGCCAUAAGGCCCCAGCAUUCCUAUAUGAUAUCUACCUCAGGAUGACUGGAAGAAGCCCAAGGAUGAUGAAAACAAUAACUCGUCUUCACAAAGCUAUGGUGUUGCUUGAAUAUUUCACAAGUAAUUCUUGGGUUUGGAGUACUGACAAUGUCAAUAUGUUAAUGAACCAACUGAACCCUGAAGAUAAAAAAACCUUUAAUAUUGAUGUACGGCAGUUACAUUGGGCAGAAUACAUAGAGAACUACUGUAUGGGAACUAAGAAGUAUGUAUUGAAUGAAGAAAUGUCUGGCCUUCCUGCAGCUAGAAAACAUCUGAACAAGUUGAGGAACAUACGUUACGGUUUCAAUACUAUCCUUGUGAUCCUGAUUUGGCGCAUUUUUAUUGCAAGAUCACAAAUGGCAAGAAACAUCUGGUACUUUGUGGUUAGUCUGUGUUACAAGUUUCUGUCUUACUUCCGAGCAUCCAGCACUAUGAGAUACUGAAGACAAGAAUUUAGCAUUAGAACAUCUAUGCAUAUAGUGGUCUAAAUGCACAAAAUGUAAAAUGUACUUAAGUCAUCUCACCUUUUGUAAAGACAUUAAACCAUCUUAGAUCAGAGUGUGGAGUAAAUUACGGUCCAUUUUAUGUAACGUUUCAAUGUUUAUGCUCAUAAAAGCCUAGUGAAUAUGCUGUGGUAUGCCAGCUCAGAUCUACAGUAGCCGCCAAAACCAUGGCUUAACAUUUAGAUCCCUAAAGAAAAGGGGUGGGGUGAGGGUAGGAGUAGGGAAUAGAAACACUGACCAGUAUAACUGUGCAACUCUGGAACAUAUUAAUUAAUUAAAAUAUGCCUUAACAUAUAGUGAUUUUCUAAUUGUGAUAUUUAGUGCAGUGAAAUGCAUUUAUUUGGACAGGAAUACCAGCUAACUUGAUAGAUAAUUGAUUCUUCAGUGUUUGAUUUUUUUAAUCAGUUGAAGUGGGUUUUAUUUUCAUUAAUAUUACAGCCAAUGUUUUCACAUCAUCCUCUAAGUUACUGAGUGUCUCAAACAGGAAAGACAUGUUUUCAUUUUUAUUUCUCUGAUUAGAGGUCUGAUGCAUAUCGUUUUUCUAUAAGCAAUCAGUUACUUUCAUAAUCAAAAGGCCAUGUAUUGUUAGAGGCCCUACUGGAUCUAAAUGAUUUUGAGACUCCAUAUCAACAUAUACUAUGUGUUUUUAGAAGGAAAAUGAAAAUUCAAGUGAGACUGUUAGUAUCAGAAAGAAUAGGAAUACAUUCUUCUUGACCACAUUGUGACCAAAUAAAAAUCAGUCCUGUGACAUUUUGUUCAUGUUUUGAAGCUGGUUGAUUACUUGAGACUUUGAUCAACAGGUGCAGGUGCAGGGAGGAAUUCACCCUACUUGCUCUCUCCUCCCUUUAUAAAUUUUAUUAAUAGGACUUUAAAAGGCUUAUACUGUCUUUCUAAUGAAAACGGAAAGUGUUAUUAUGGAAGAAUGUAUUUGCAGGUAGUCCUAACAUUAAGAAAAUGUUCUCAUAUGUGUGUAAACACAUACUAACUUUUGACCUUGAGAGCUGAAUUUUCAAGAAAAAUAAAAUAAUGCAUAGAAUAAUGUGUAUAAAAUUAAAUAAAGAACUUUAUUUACAUACCACAUAAAGUAGCAAACUGUUGAAUGAAUUUGAAGAUACCAUUUAUUUUUUUCUGCAUGUGGUUUUAGCUUUUAGAAAGAAGUGCAUUAUAGAAACAAGUAAUAGCAAGAAAAUUAAUGUAUAUUUUAAUGAUACAUUAUAAUUCCUGUUAAAUCUAAGAGUACCUAACUCUCCUUACUGUUUUAACAUGCAUUUGGUUUAACAGAUCAGUAUAACAUGUUCUGAUUUAGCUGAUCAAAUUGUAUAUGUUUAAACAGUUAACAGUGUAUCUUGAAUAUGUUUAAUGAAGUCAGUUCACAAUACAAAAAGUUACCUAGAACUUUACAUCUUAAAUUUCUUUGUCAAUUUAAAUGCAAUGUAAAGGUUUAUUUUGUUAUUGUGAAGAAAAUUAAAUGUAAAGAAAAUCACCUUCUUCCAUGCAGGUGUAUAAUCUUGAAAAGGAAAAUGCUUCUGUGUUGAAGCCAGAUUUUCUGUAGUAAAACUUUUAAAACAUUAUUUUAAAAGAAGUAUGUAUGUAAAUAUAUAUGUGUGUGUGUUAUAUAUAUUCUUUGGAAUGAUACUAAAGUCUCUGGUCUAGGACCAUGCCUUGUAUAAGGUGUGAGAGACCAUGGCAGUGUCUAAAAAUGGAAUAAAUGAUGAUGCCUUUGAUUUAAAAUGGCCCACAUAAUUAACUCUAGACACUAUACUUUGAGUACUCCAUCUCUCCAAAUACAUUUCCCUAAUGUGCUGAAAGCUAGUUAACAUUUUUAUGAUUUUUAUACAUCUGCCAGACAUACUUCAUCAGGCCUGUGAAGUACAUGGGAGGUCUACUUUGUCAUUGUUCUUGUAAUCUAUCUUAAAUGCUAACUGGGAGGGUGCUGAGACCACUGCAUUAAUUUUGUGUGUUAAGAAUUCUUUUGCAAAGAAAGCUAAUGAAUGAAUUAAUAUGUCAUUCUGGAACAUAAAGUUCAAAAAUUAGUAUAAAAAAUAUUUGGGUUGUUAAUCCUCACCAACUAGUCUUUAAGCCUAAUUCAAAUGUAAAGAUUUUGGAAAUCAUUUCUAUUUAUGUCAUUUGCCCGACAUGAUUUUUAGUUCUUUUUGAUUAUAUUUUAUGCACAAACUCAAAUUUUAACAGGAUAGCCUAUUAAAGUAAUAUUUCACUUAACUCAUAAAUGAGUUUUUUCCCCUAUUUGCUCUUGAUUCUUAUAAUUCUGGCAUAUGCAUUUGUCAAUUGUGAAGUCCAUUGUAACUGUAUUUAAACUUGACUUGGCAACAUAAUAUGUUCUAAAUCUCAACACAGAGAAGCGUGGCAAUACAUUCUUAAGGGUAGUAUAAAAGAAGCACUUUUUGAAUCUGUGUGAUAAAGUUUGGAAUCAGGGAGGGAAGUCUUAUUUCUCCUCCCUUUUUGUGCUUGUCUGUAGGAACUGGUUCAGGAUUUUUUGCUUUUUUGUUUUAAAUGUAAAUCGAUAGUCUUUUAUAAGUAGCAAAUGGAAACAUAUUGGGUGCCUUUGUUUGUAAACCAAAAAGUAAUAAAUGAAUCCCUAUAUUUCCAUUAUAGUAUUUAUUGUAUUUUUACAAUAAUUAUCCUGAAAAUUACCCAUGAGGUAAUGUGGUUAGGAUUGCAGGAAACAGUUCUCACUUACUCUUCUUACCUUUUUUAGGUAUACUCAUUACUUUUUGUAUCCUAAUUUUAUUUAAUUCUAAGUCUCUUACACGGCAUUUUAGGGGAAGCCUGUAGGCAGGAUGAGUACUUUUUGUUGAGGAAUUAUUUUUAUGUAUUAGCUGGAAUGAAGUAGUUCUUCUAAAAAAACAUUAUCAGGAGACUGCCAUGGUAUCAUUAAGCUCCAGCUACUCUCCUCCACAUCCAAUGAUAUUAAUUUAUAAAUAUAUUUGCUGUAAUUUAUCUGUUGAAUACGUAUAAGGAAUCAUUAAUAGAGAGAAACUGUAAAAAAAGGAGAGAGCCUAUAUCAGGCUGGGGUACAGGUGAAUAUAAAUGGCCUUCCAAGCAAGCUCUAAUUUAGGACUGACUCCAACCCCUGACCUGAAACUAUUAGCACUGACUUGGUCUCUUUGAGAAAAACUCUCUAAUCUUUUGCAUAAGGAACUAGAGAAAAGAAUGUAUACUGCAUAACUUGAUAUAGAAAUGAGUUAAUUAAAUUUACAGUCUCUGAUAAAAGAAAUAUGAAAUAUUUUCUAAUUGAAUUAAUAUUUUUAUCUUGAGGCAUUUUCUAGUCAUAGAAUGAAUGUCUUUUUUUAAAUGGUGGUACUCUUAGCAUACAUCAUCUCUGCUACCCUUGAGAUUCCUAAACAAAUCAUCUUUGUCAUUUGAGCAUAGUUGUGCAUAUUUGUUAAUUCCUUUGAUUUUUCUUUAUUAAAGAAAAAUUUGAGUAACAUUAA
Phacochoerus africanus (Common warthog) is the source of this 5313-nucleotide messenger RNA. RefSeq names its product fatty acyl-CoA reductase 1 (gene FAR1). Gene Ontology annotation, cellular component: peroxisome. Gene Ontology annotation, biological process: long-chain fatty-acyl-CoA metabolic process. The coding region runs from base 254 to 1801 and encodes 515 amino acids. Gene Ontology annotation, molecular function: alcohol-forming very long-chain fatty acyl-CoA reductase (NADP+) activity. The transcript is spliced from 13 exons. Lineage: Eukaryota; Metazoa; Chordata; Mammalia; Artiodactyla; Suidae. The record is from RefSeq and is a predicted model, not a curated record.